AGAUUUUCCCACCAAGUUCUCCAUGCAUAUUCACAAUUAGGCUGUCUAGCAUGUCCGUCGAUCCCAUCGUAAUUAUCGGUGCAGGCCCUUCUGGGCUCCUGCUCGCCCGAUACCUUCAACUUCACCACAUUCCCGUCGUCAUCUACGAGCGCGAUUCUUCCCCUACACAUCGUCCCCAGGGUGGCUCUUUAGAUUUACAUGAUGAAACAGGUCUCAAAGCUCUGAAAGAAACGGGACUGUUGGACGAGGCUAAGUCGUAUAUGAGGGCAGAAGGGGAGGCCAUGAAGAUUGUGGAUAAGAGUGGGAAGAUAUGGUACGAUGAGAACGGCAAAGAAGUCAAGGCACACACGGAAUUCCAGGACGGGGAGCCGGUCACUGGUAGGCCUGAAAUUGAUAGGACGGACCUGAGAAAUAUCCUGAUCAAGUGUCUUAAUUCUGAUACUAUCAAAUGGGACCAUGCAGUCUCGUCUUGCUCAAAGAUCUCUUCUUCUCAUUACCAGAUCAACUUCAUAUCCCAACCGUAUAUCACCACGCCCUACCUGAUCGGCGCAGAUGGAGCAUUCUCACGUGUUCGUCCUCUUAUUCACUCCACCUUGCCAUCAUAUUCGGGGGUGUCGAUGUACGAGCUCACAAUUCCCCCUAAAAACAUGACACCUGAAUUGAAAACGUAUGUGGGCCAGGGAUGCUUGUUGGCUCUUGAUGAGGGAAUGACUGUCUUGCCGCAGAUGAAUUCCGGAGGGCUAUGCAAAGUCUACGUCGGGCUAAGAUGUCCUGAGAAUUGGACUGAUGAGAACCCCUUGCCUGAUAAAGGGAAACGGGAGUGGUUAGCAAAUCUCUUUCAAGGUUGGCAUGACCAGGUGCGAGAUGUUAUCAUGGCGAGUGAAGAGGACAAAUUGGUGAUCAGAAGAAUAUGGCAAUUUGACCCAGAUUUGAAGUGGGAUACAGACUUGACCGGAGUCACAGUGAUGGGUGAUGCUGCUCACGUCAUGUCGCCUUUCGCAGGUGAAGGGGUAAACCAAGCUCUCGCCGACGCCCUGGAGUUAGGAAUAUCUUUGGUAUCCCUCUUCACCGUUCCAACCCCUCGCGCCUCCAGCCCUCCUUUCCCCCUUUCUCUUCUCCCCAUCUCCCAGCCUCGUUCAAAACCCCUCAUUUCAUCCCCAUCACCUGCUGACCUUCAUCACGCCCUGCGACAUUUUGAAAGGAAGAUGAUGCGCCGAGCCAGAAAAGAAAUGAUUGGGUCUAAGGAAAACAUGGACAUGUUUUUCGGAGAAAAUGCGGCUCGUAACUUGACGCAUUGGAUGUCGACGUUCAUGAUACGGUUCGUUUGGCAGACCGUAACCGAGUGGCCGGUGGACUUUCUAAAGGCUAUUUGGGAUUAAUCGGCAGAACGGUGUUCAGUUGAUAUGAAAUACAUGCAUAUAUGUU
Cryptococcus deneoformans JEC21 is the source of this 1425-nucleotide messenger RNA. RefSeq names its product conserved expressed protein. Gene Ontology annotation, molecular function: FAD binding. Lineage: Eukaryota; Fungi; Basidiomycota; Tremellomycetes; Tremellales; Cryptococcaceae. The transcript has 4 exons. The record is from RefSeq and is a predicted model, not a curated record. The coding region runs from base 51 to 1379 and encodes 442 amino acids.